Molecule: messenger RNA, 1765 nt
Organism: Orbicella faveolata
Lineage: Eukaryota; Metazoa; Cnidaria; Anthozoa; Scleractinia; Merulinidae
Product: zinc metalloproteinase nas-4-like
Source: RefSeq, a predicted model, not a curated record
CAAUACAUAAAUCGUUUACCGUCUUGGAGAUUGGACUUACCUUCGUUUCGGCAGAUAUGUUGCUAAAAAAAAGUAAUACAGUCAAACCCCUCCACAACAGCCACUUUGGGGACAGAGAAAAGUGGCCGUUGACGAGAGGUGGCCGUCAAGAGGAGGUGGGGGUGUAACACGACGCCUGUUGUUUUUUUCAGGGAGUACAAUAUUCUAUGUUACAAAGAAAUUCUUACAGUAACACAAAAAUACCUAACAAUCAAAAUAUAUCAAUAAAACGGAGCGGAUCAAGUUUCGUGACCUUUUACAACCCAACAUGGGUUUUUUUAUACACCGCUCGACAGUUGUUGAUUAACGGGCCGUUAUGGAGAGGUUAUUUUGGUAGUUUGGAACGCGCUUUGGUGGCCGUUGCCGUUGUGGAGAGGUUAAAACAAGAGUGAAUGUAUGGACCGUCCGCCUGGACGUAAAAAAGUGGCCAGUGUAGGGAGGUGGCUGUUAGUGGAGGUUCGACUCUCCAAAGAAAUGUAGUUUUAAAUUUUUCCAUGUCAUAUUUUUUGAAAGUAUAGCCCCGGGUUGCCUAGCUGGUUCCUAUACGGCUACCAGUGGUCAGUGACGCGUCCGAGACACUUUUUCGCUCGGGCUACGUAACCCAAAACCGGCAGAUUGGCAGCGACGGAAUCUUGAGGCCUGGGAGCUAGGAAAGAAAAGCAGGCGCGCUUUACCACUUGCACCGUGAACAAUGCGGUGAAAACCCUACUAGUUUCCUUACUGUGGGUUUAUGAAAUGCGUCAAAAAUAGGCAAUUUCCGAAUUGCCUUUAGCCUCUUUUUCAAAGCGAGUCUUGGUGCUAGCUCAUCCUUUCAUAUGACAGUGAGAUUUUAGUCAGUUGACGUGGGGUGUGAAUUUGCGUGCGCAGUAAGGAUGCGCAGAAACAAUAAGCGCGAACGUCCUUAAGCAACUCCGAAAUGAGCUUUUCCUUCCGUAACACGUUAUGUGUUUCAUUCGUUGCAGUUGAGUACCAGGCAACCGUUCUUGAAGCCAUAGCAGAGUACCACAAACACACUUGUCUGAAGUUUAUCAAGCGAGCCAAAGAACCAAACUGGCUUCUGUUUGUACGCAAACAUGGGUGCUGGUCUGGUGUGGGAAAAGUCUUCUGGACAGGUGGCCAGCAAGAAGUUUCUUUGGGCAGCGGUUGUAAUCACAAAGGGAUAAUCAUGCAUGAAAUAAUGCACGCAAUUGGAUUUUGGCACGAACAGUCGCGGCCUGACAGAAAUCAGUUCGUAGACGUGCUCUGGGAGAAUAUCUCACUCGGUGAGGCACACAACUUUAACAAGUACGACAGAGGCAGAGUCGACACACAGAAGGUUCCAUACGAUUAUGAUAGCGUCAUGCAUUAUGGAACGGAUGGCUUCUCCAAGAACGGAAAACCUACUCUGAGGUCGAUCAAAUACCCUGCAAGGGCACUUGGUCAUAGAAAUAACUUCACUCAGAUUGAUAUCCAAGAAAUCAAUUCCUUGUAUGAAUACAGCAGUAAGUUCUGUGAUUUUAAGUACAAUCAGAAGCAAAUUGUUAUGCAGGCAGGCCCGGAUGGAGCAGCUGGUCGGACUUUGGACCCUGCAAUUCCAAUUGUAAGAAAACUCGUCAAAGAUUCUGCGCUUCCUCUAACAAAGAUGAAGACUGUCCUGUACGAUCGCUGGGGAGCAGCUGAUAAAUCACAAUGUCUGUUUGGAGUCGGAGCAGCAAAUAUCAAUGCCGUGUACAGACUUCUUCCUUAG